UACGUAUACGUAUGUCUCUUCCGCUUAACACGUGUGUUUGUAAUGGCUGUAUAGUAGCCAUUGCGGCUAUAUUUGCUGUUGAAUUAACCAAAAUAUUAAGUAAAACGUUGCAAGUUAUUUAAUACAAUGGGGAAAUUAAAUGUCGUAAUCUUGAAGUACCUUAACAGAGAUGAUUUCCGGGUCCUCACUGCCGUUGAAAUGGGCAUGAAGAAUCAUGAAAUUGUCCCUGUGAGUCUCAUCGCUUCUAUUGCGAGUCUCAGACACGGGGGUUGCAAUAAGAUCCUGAGGGAACUCGUGAAGCACAAGUUGGUGGUUUAUGAACGCUCAAAAACCGUUCAGGGUUAUCGUCUGAACUACGGAGGCUAUGAUUAUCUGUCUUUAAAAACAUUUUCUUCAAGAGAUGUUCUCACGUCUGUUGGGAACCAAAUGGGUGUGGGGAAAGAGUCAGAUAUCUACAUUGUUGCAAAUCCAGAAGGAGAGCAGCUUGCUCUGAAGCUUCACCGACUGGGAAGGACGUCGUUCCGCAACCUCAAGAACAAGCGGGAUUACCACAAGCACAGAAACAAGAUGUCCUGGCUCUACCUGUCACGCCUCUCUGCAAUGAAGGAGUUUGCCUACAUGAAGGCUCUGUAUGACCGAGGGUUUCCUGUCCCUAAACCAGUGGAUUACAACAGGCACGCUGUGGUCAUGGAGCUCAUCAAUGGAUAUCCUCUAUGUCAGAUUCGCAGCAUUGAAGAUCCUGCUGCUUUGUACAAUGAGGUCAUGGAGCUGAUUGUGAAACUGGCCAAUCACGGGCUGAUCCACGGAGACUUCAACGAGUUCAACCUCAUGCUGGAUGACAAAGACCACGUCACCAUGAUCGACUUCCCCCAGAUGGUGUCCACCACUCAUCAGAAUGCAGAAUGGUAUUUUGACCGAGAUGUGAAGUGCAUUCGCGAUUUCUUCAGCAGACGGUUCAAUUACGAAAGUGAGCUGCACCCCACGUUUAAAGACAUCAGGAGAGAGUGCUCGUUGGACGUAGAGAUCUCUGCCAGCGGCUACACCAAAGUCAUGCAGGAGGACGACCAGCUCCUACACCCAGCUGGCCCUGAGGAUGAGGAGGAGGAGGAGGAGGAGGAGGGGGAUGAAGAUGAAGGCCACACCCAGGCCUCAGACACGCUGGCCGCCCUGUCGGAGGGGGAAAUGGAGGAGUUCAGGCACGCUCUGCAAGAGCUGGAUGGGCUGAGGGUGGGGGAGGGGGACCGGUCCAGUCAGGGAACCGCACGGUCCGACAGCCACCUCGAACCCGAUCCAACAGAACUAGAAUCAGAGGACUGUGAAACACACGAACAAAAGGCCCAGGAACCACAGGAACCAGAAGAACCAAAGGUCCAGGAACCCCAGGAAACGGCAGAAUCGGAGGUCUAUGAAGAGGAAGAGGCCGAUGCCAGUGAAGCACUCAGCCCAGAGGCCUGUGUUUACCCAGUGUGUGACAGGGACCUGGAGGAGGGCGAUGGGUGUCCUGAAUUACUCAACAUCUCCGCUGCCAAUAAAGAGUUCAAGCCAUUCAGAGACCAGGAGAGCCUGCUUCACAUCCAGGAACACAGGAGGAGAACCACCAGUGAAACAACUGUGGGGAGUGUGGCCAGUUUCUCCACCAUACCACCGGAGCUGGUGAAGCAGAAGGUGAAGAGGCAGCUCAGUAAGCAGCAGAAGUCAGCACAGAGACGGCGUCUGCAGAAGGGCGAGGCCAACCUGGUGACGAAGGCCAGGCGGGACAACCUCCACAACAUCAAGAGCAGCCUGGAGGCCGCCUCCUUCUGGGGCUGAGCUACGGACGCAGGGAUUGGCAGCUUCACACGCCACUCAAGGGCUGAGGAGGCGGAGCCCGCUACACAGACUGUGGGCUCUUUCCGAUUGCUUAUUUUUCACCUCCUGUCUCCUUGUUCCUUGACCAAGAAAUCGAUCAACGUCUGCUGUUUUUAUGGAAAUUCUCUUAACUGUUCCUUCAAGGAGCUAGGAGGUUCCUGAAGUUUUCUUCAGCAUGGAUACAUGAGUUUCAUGGAAACAAGUAUUUUUCCCCGAUUGCGUGUUGUAUAAAUGAUCAACCUGUAGGUCCACCUCUCCCCAUCUGCCACGCAUCUACCACAUCUGUAAUUGAUUGUUGCUUCAAACUGAUGUUUGAAGGAGCAAGGACAUUCCAAUAUUCCAAAUAAUUCACAUUUUCUAGAUUUUUUUGGUCUUGCUAUCUUUUCUGCCUCCCCAGAUGGGUGGAGCUAGACUCAAGGAAAAGAAGAGGGUGAAAAAUAAGUGAUUGUAAUGAGCCCCACACUGUUUCACACACCACUCUGGAGCCUGUUAUGGGCACAGGCUAGCCAUUUCACACGCCACUUUCAGGAUGGUGCUUUUCUGCAUUAUCUCACUCUGUGGAAGUCAAUAAGAUCAAUAAACUCAUCAAUUUUAGAAGAGGGCUCCUUUCGUUGGUUAGAUUUUUUUUUUGCUCAUUUGAAAGCAAUGUGUUGUGAAGUUUUCAUUAAUACAGUUUAUAGCAGUUUACCACUCUUUGCAUUAAUACAGGCCUAUGAAAUCAACCUGUUCGGUUUCAAGAGCAGGCUUUUGUGAAGUGACAUGUCCGGUGUGCAGUAUUUGUCUGUGAAACUACUUGAGGUUAUGUCAAGGAUUCUUAAUUGCCACAGCAUCAGUUAGUCGGAAGUCAGUUUCGAGGAAAUCGGUAUAAAAAAUCUUCAGGGACACCCUUGCCUUCAUUCAGGCGAAAUGGACGGGGGAGCAUCUCCAUCCUCCUGUCGCUUGUUUCUUCACUCCAGAUGGUGUGAUAAACACGCCGUACAUGAUGUGAACCUCCAGACACAACACCGCCUCACAGGCAGUUAUACCGUGUGUGUAAUUACUCAUAACUAUUCUGGUUAGACAGACACGACUUUCUGUCUUGGUGGUUCAGCUGGAAAAGAUCGGGAAAGCGCAAUUUCGCAUUCGCCAAGUUUUUUAUUGGCAGAAAAUGCCUACAGAACAGGAAGACAAACUGCUAUUACAUACAUGAUCAUAGCUAUUAUGUUUGUCUUCAUGUUCUUUUUCUCCCCACAGAUCUAAACAGAAAAUAAAAACCUGUCUUUGAA
Messenger RNA from Conger conger (European conger), 3113 nucleotides. RefSeq names its product RIO kinase 2 (yeast) (gene riok2). The transcript is spliced from 10 exons. Lineage: Eukaryota; Metazoa; Chordata; Actinopteri; Anguilliformes; Congridae. The record is from RefSeq and is a predicted model, not a curated record. Gene Ontology annotation, biological process: maturation of SSU-rRNA; protein phosphorylation. The coding region runs from base 127 to 1809 and encodes 560 amino acids. Gene Ontology annotation, molecular function: ATP binding; protein serine/threonine kinase activity. Gene Ontology annotation, cellular component: nucleus; cytosol; preribosome, small subunit precursor.